GAGGCGGAGGCGGAGCACCUCGUCGUCGCCUCUCGCUUUAAGGAGGGAUUACGUACCCUAGGGGCAGCGAGUUGGAGGAGGCGGUGGGGAGGCGCGCGCGAUGACGGCGCCGCGGGGUGGCGGCGGGGACGACCCGCCGCGGACGUCGUCGGGCGCGGCGGCGUCGGCGUCCUCCGGCGUGCCGAACGAACCGCUGACGCCGACGUCGAUGCUCAUGUCGGGGCAGCAGGCUGGGCUGAACCGGCGGGGGUCGAGGAGCGCGGCGAUGGCGACGUUCUCGAUGGAGGUGUUCGACAACGAGGUGGUGCCGUCCACGCUGAGCAGCAUCGCGCCGAUCCUCCGCGUCGCCGCCGAGAUCGAGCCCGAGCGGCCCCGCGUCGCCUACCUAUGUCGGUUUUACGCGUUUGAGAAGGCGCACCGGCUGGAUCAGAACUCCGUCGGUCGUGGCGUCCGCCAGUUCAAGACGGCUCUGCUCCAACGGCUGGAGAAGGAUAACAGCCCCAGUCUCGCGAAACGAGUGAAGAAGACCGACGCCCGCGAAAUUGAGAGCUUCUACCAGCAGUACUAUGAGAACUACGUCCGUGCCCUCGACAAAGGGGAACAAGCCGACAGGGCUCAGCUUGGUAAGGCCUACCAGACGGCCGGAGUUCUAUUCGAGGUUCUCUGCGCCGUCAACAAGAAUGAGAAGGUCGAGGAAGUUAGUCCGGAGAUUGCUCGCCUGCACAGGGAUGUGCAAGAGAAGAAAGACAUAUACACGCCGUUCAAUAUCCUCCCUCUCGAUGCCGCCAGUGCGUCUCAGUCCAUUAUGCAGAUGGAGGAGAUCAAAGCAGCAGUUACAGCGCUGCGGAACACACGUGGCUUGACCUGGCCUUCCGCAUUCGAGCCAGAAAGGCAGAAGGGGGGUGAUCUUGAUUUGCUGGAUUGGUUGAGAGCUAUGUUUGGUUUUCAGAGGGACAGCGUGAGAAAUCAAAGGGAGCAUUUGAUUCUCCUCCUCGCUAAUGUGCAUAUAAGACUUGAGCCAAAGCCCGAGCCACUUAGCAAGCUUGAUGACCGGGCUGUUGAUGUGGUGAUGGCUAAGCUAUUCAGUAAUUACAGGAACUGGUGCAACUUUCUGUCACGAAAGAAUAGUUUGAAAAAUCCUUCAGGUGCACAACCACAGGAAAUUCAACAACGAAAUAUUUUGUUUCUAGGUCUUUAUCUUCUCAUCUGGGGUGAAGCAGCAAACAUCCGAUUUAUGCCAGAGUGCCUUUGCUACAUCUUUCACAAUAUGGCAUACGAAUUGCAUGGGCUGCUUGCUGGAAAUGUUAGUAUUGUGACCGGGGAAAAUAUCAGGCCAUCUUAUGGUGGGGAUGAAGAGGCUUUCUUGAAGAAAGUAGUUACACCUAUCUAUCGUGUCAUUAAAAAGGAGUCAGGAAAAAGCAAACAUGGAAAAACACCACACUCAGCGUGGUCUAAUUAUGAUGAUCUAAACGAGUAUUUCUGGACAUCUGAUUGUUUCUCACUGGGGUGGCCAAUGCGGGAUGAUGGUGAUUUUUUCAAAUCUGUGCAUGAUUCAAGGCCUGUAACAAUGGCUGGAAGCUCAUCACGGAAAGGUUCUUCUACUAAAAGCACAGGGAAGAUGAAUUUUGUUGAAACAAGAACGUUUUGGCACAUCUUCCGUAGUUUUGACAGAAUGUGGACCUUCUAUUUGUUGGCUCUGCAGGCAAUGCUGAUCUUUGCGUGGAGCGAUUAUACGCUAUCUCAAAUUCUUCAGAAGGACCUCUUAUACUCCCUAUCUAGUGUAUUUGUCACAGCGUCGUUUCUACAGUUCCUCCAAAGUAUUUUAGACUUUGUUCUGAACUUCCCUGGCCAUCAUAAAUGCCAGUUCAUUGAUGCCAUGAGAAAUAUUCUGAAGAUCAUAGUUAGUGCUGCAUGGGCUGUGAUCCUUCCAUUUUUCUACAUUAGCACUGCAGCUAAAGUCAAUUUACCGAUUAAAGAUCUGGAUAAAUGGUUUCAAUAUGUUAAAGGAGUUCCACCUCUAUAUAUCCUAGCUGUGGCUGUGUAUCUGAUACCUAAUAUCCUAAGCGCAGCGCUAUUCCUGUUACCGUGUUUCCGAAGGUGGAUAGAGAACUCGAAUUGGCGUAUUGUUAGGCUUCUCCUGUGGUGGUCACAGAAACGAAUUUACGUUGGCCGUGGGAUGCAUGAAACCAGUGUUUCACUUUUUAAGUACACAUUAUUUUGGAUUUUGCUGCUAUGCUCCAAGUUUGCAUUCAGUUAUUUUGUCCAGAUAAAACCUCUGAUCAAGCCAACAAAGGACAUAAUGAGUGUUCAUAAUAUUCGUUAUGAGUGGCAUGAAUUCUUUCCAAACGCAUCAUAUAAUAUUGGUGCUAUCAUGUCACUCUGGGCUCCUGUUCUCUUGGUGUAUUUGAUGGAUACACAAAUAUGGUAUGCAAUCUUCUCUACAAUAUCUGGCGGUGUGUCUGGAGCACUUGGACGACUUGGAGAGAUACGAACAUUAGGAAUGCUGAGAUCACGAUUUCAUUCUCUGCCUGGGGCCUUCAAUACAUUUUUGGUGCCAUCAGAUAAAAGACGAAACAGACGCUUUUCACUAGCAAAGCGCUUCGCUGAGGUUUCUCCCAACAAGAGAACCGAGGCUGCCAAGUUUGCUCAGCUGUGGAAUGAAGUGAUAUGCAGUUUCCGGGAGGAAGAUCUUAUAAGUGAUAAGGAAAUGGACUUACUGGUGGUUCCUUAUUCGUCAGACCCCAGUCUUAAACUGAUGCAGUGGCCUCUCUUCUUGCUUGCUAGCAAGAUACCUAUAGCUUUAGACAUGGCAGCACAAUUUCGACCAAGAGAUUCCGAUCUUUGGAAACGUAUAUGUGCAGACGAGUAUAUGAAAUGUGCUGUACUGGAAUGCUACGAGUCAUUCAAGCUUGUUCUUAAUUUAAUAGUGAUUGGAGAAAAUGAAAAAAGGAUUAUUGGUAUUAUCAUAAAAGAAAUUGAAGCUAACAUUGCGAAGAACACAUUCCUUGCCAAUUUUAGAAUGAGCGCACUGCCAGUCCUGUGCACGAAAUUUGUGGAGCUUGUAUCUGCCCUGAAAGAAAGGGAUGCCUCAAAAUUUGAUAGUGUAGUAUUGUUGCUUCAAGACAUGUUGGAAGUGAUCACAAGAGAUAUGAUGGUCAAUGAAAUCAGAGAACUAGCUGAGUUUGGUCAUGGAAACAAGGAUUCUGUGCCAAGAAGGCAACUUUUUGCGGGUACUGGUACAAAGCCUGCAAUCGUCUUUCCUCCCCCAAUUUCAGCACAGUGGGACGAGCAGAUUAAGCGUCUGUACCUCCUCUUGACUGUGAAAGAAUCGGCGAUGGAUGUGCCUACAAAUCUUGAAGCUCGCCGGAGGAUAGCAUUUUUCACUAAUUCUUUAUUCAUGGACAUUCCACGUGCACCUAGAGUACGCAAAAUGCUGUCAUUCAGCGUUAUGACUCCAUACUACAGUGAGGAAACUGUAUAUUCAAGGAGUGACCUUGAUCUGGAAAAUGAAGAUGGUGUCUCAAUUAUAUUCUACCUGCAAAAGAUUUUUCCAGAUGAAUGGAAUAAUUUUCUGGAAAGAAUUGGUUGCCAAAGAGAGAGUGAAGUUUGGGGAAAUGAAGAAAAUGUCCUACAACUUCGUCAUUGGGCUUCUCUUAGAGGACAGACGCUCUGUAGAACAGUUAGAGGCAUGAUGUACUACAAGAGAGCCUUGAAGCUUCAAGCAUUUCUUGACAUGGCUUCUGAAUCUGAGAUACUGGAAGGAUAUAAAGCAGUUGCAGAUCCAGCGGAGGAGGAGAAGAAAAGCCAAAGAUCUCUUUCAUCUCAACUUGAGGCUAUAGCAGACAUGAAAUUUACAUAUGUUGCAACUUGCCAGAUAUAUGGCAAUCAGAAACAAUCUGGUGAUCGACGUGCAACUGAUAUCUUAAACUUGAUGGUGAAUUAUCCCGGUCUCCGUGUGGCAUACAUUGAUGAAGUUGAAGAGAGAGAUGGUGAAAAGGUGCAGAAGGUCUUCUAUUCAGUUUUGGUAAAAGCUCUUGACAAUCAUGAUCAGGAAAUAUACCGCAUAAAAUUGCCAGGGCCAGCAAAAUUAGGUGAAGGUAAACCAGAAAAUCAAAAUCAUGCGAUUGUCUUUACGCGGGGUGAAGCUCUCCAAACAAUUGAUAUGAACCAGGACAAUUAUUUGGAGGAAGCUUUAAAAAUGCGGAAUUUGCUGGAAGAAUUCCAUGAAAGCCAUGGUGUGCGCCAACCAACAAUUCUUGGUGUGCGUGAGCACAUUUUCACUGGAAGUGUGUCAUCUCUUGCAUGGUUUAUGUCAAACCAGGAAACCAGCUUUGUGACAAUAGGACAGAGAGUACUAGCUAAUCCACUGAAGGUACGUUUUCACUAUGGGCAUCCUGAUGUAUUUGAUAGAAUUUUUCACAUUACAAGAGGUGGCAUUAGCAAGGCUUCCUGUGGUAUAAAUUUAAGUGAGGACAUUUUUGCUGGUUUCAACUCAACACUCAGACGUGGGAAUGUCACCCAUCAUGAAUACAUUCAAGUUGGCAAAGGACGAGAUGUUGGCCUUAAUCAAAUUUCUCUCUUUGAAGCCAAAGUGGCAUGUGGUAAUGGAGAGCAAGUACUAAGCAGAGACAUCUACCGCUUGGGUCACCGCUUUGACUUUUUCCGAAUGCUGUCAUGCUACUUUACCACUGUUGGAUUUUAUAUCAGCUCGAUGAUGGUUGUCAUAAUAGUUUAUGUUUUCUUGUAUGGAAGGCUUUACUUGGCCUUAAGUGGUCUAGAGUUUGCAAUUAUGAAGCAAGCACGAAUGAGAGGCAACACUGCUCUUCAGGCGGCUAUGGGGUCUCAGUCUAUUGUGCAGCUAGGUCUUUUGAUGGCCUUACCUAUGUUUAUGGAGAUUGGAUUGGAAAGGGGUUUUAGAAGUGCCCUAGGGGAUUUCGUCAUAAUGCAGCUUCAGCUCUGUUCUGUUUUCUUCACUUUCUCCCUUGGCACAAAAUCACAUUACUUUGGUCGCACAAUCCUGCAUGGUGGUGCAAAAUAUAGAGCGACUGGCAGAGGCUUUGUAGUUCGCCAUGUAAAAUUUGCUGAAAACUAUAGAAUGUACUCCAGAAGCCAUUUUGUCAAAGGACUUGAGCUCAUGUUAUUGCUAGUGGUUUAUCAGUUGUACGGUGAUGUGGCAACAGAUUCGACUGCAUAUAUCCUUCUGACAUCAUCAAUGUGGUUCCUUGUAAUCACUUGGCUGUUUGCACCAUUCCUGUUCAACCCAUCAGGAUUUGAGUGGCAAAAAAUAGUUGAUGAUUGGGAUGACUGGACCAAGUGGAUAAGCAGUCGUGGUGGCAUUGGUGUGCCUGCUAAUAAAGCUUGGGAGUCUUGGUGGGAGGAGGAGCAGGAACAUUUGCUGUCUACAGGUUUAUUUGGCCGUUUCUGGGAGGUCAUCCUGUCUCUCCGGUUCUUCAUCUUCCAAUACGGUAUCAUGUAUCAUCUGAAUAUCUCAGCGGGCAACAAAAGCAUCUCUGUUUACGGUUUGUCUUGGCUGGUUAUCGUUGCUGUGGUGAUGGUCCUGAAGGUGGUAUCCAUGGGGAGAAAGAAAUUCAGUGCAGACUUCCAGCUGAUGUUCCGGCUUCUUAAGCUGUUCCUGUUCAUUGGAUCUAUUGGAACCCUGGCCAUUCUUUUCACCCUUUUGCAUCUAACAGUUGGUGACAUAUUCGCCAGCUUCCUUGCCUUUGCACCAACAGGAUGGGCCAUUCUUCAGAUAUCGCAAGCCAGCAAGCCGGUGGUGAAGGCCUUUGGGCUCUGGGGAUCCGUGAAGGCGCUGUCGAGGGGGUACGAGUACCUGAUGGGGAUCUUCAUCUUCGUGCCGGUCGCCGUGCUGGCGUGGUUCCCCUUCGUCUCCGAGUUCCAGACGAGGCUGCUGUUCAACCAGGCCUUCAGCCGAGGCCUCCAGAUCUCUCGCAUCUUGGCCGGCGGGAAGAAGCAAAGCUGAGCCUCGCCGAGAGAGAGUCCAGGAAGUGCCCGUACAGUACAGGUUAGGCGCACAGAGAGGUUUAGGUCCAGUCCAGGAUUGUUGUAGCACUAUGGAGAAGCGUCGUCGUCGUCGUACGGCUGCUAACAUGCUGACCCGUUCAGAAGCUGGAGUUUCGGUACUUUUGUACACACAGAGCGAUGGCUUUUUUUAGGCAUUUUGCAGUUACAAAUCUCACACCACAUUCUUGUUCAUAGCCUGUACUUUGUGCUUGUAUAGAUAGAAUUAUAGAAGUUGUAUUUCCACAAAAAGAAAAAAAAAGCACUAUAGAAGUUGUAUGCCCACAACAGUUGCAUCAAAGCAUUUUCGUUCUUUUAAAUGUAAAGAUGAGAUUAUUGAUUCUGUACAUGAAAAGAAUAUAAGCCACAUCACUCGA
This is a messenger RNA of Oryza brachyantha (malo sina), 6395 nucleotides long. RefSeq names its product callose synthase 5. Bases 101 to 5980 code for a protein of 1959 amino acids. Gene Ontology annotation, cellular component: plasma membrane; 1,3-beta-D-glucan synthase complex. Gene Ontology annotation, molecular function: 1,3-beta-D-glucan synthase activity. NCBI's taxonomy places the organism in Eukaryota, Viridiplantae, Streptophyta, Magnoliopsida, Poales, Poaceae. Gene Ontology annotation, biological process: (1->3)-beta-D-glucan biosynthetic process. The record is from RefSeq and is a predicted model, not a curated record. The transcript is spliced from 43 exons.